AUGUCUUCUACAAAAAAGGCGACACCUUCUGGAAUCAUUACUACUGAAACCAACGAACGCGUUAUUCCUGCUAGCCUGCGCGCAGAUGGUACUCUUCGUAAAGAACGUCGUGUCCGCCCGGGAUUCGUUCCUCAGGAAGAUAUAAAGCGUUAUAAAAAUAAAUUUGUAGCAGAACAAAAUGAUCAAGAAAUUGAUCGAUUACAAAGUAAAAUGUCAAAUAUAACGAUUUCAUCUGAGGAGAGCCGAGACAGUUUAGACUCAACGGUGAUAACCAUAGAACAAUUGGAAGCUACCGCGAAAAAAAUAAAGGCACUUGAAAAGAAGUUAAGACAAAUUGAACGAAUUAAAGAGAAAGAGGCACGUGGAGAAACAUUACUUGAUGAAGAAAAGGAGAAAAUGAGCAAAUUACCGCAAGUUAUUGAAGAAUUAAAUACACUGAAAGGAAAUUAUUCUGAAUGA
Molecule: messenger RNA, 459 nt
Organism: Dentiscutata erythropus
Lineage: Eukaryota; Fungi; Glomeromycota; Glomeromycetes; Diversisporales; Gigasporaceae
Source: the annotation of a GenBank genome assembly